AUGUUACGUAAACCAACGUGGAAACGCUGGCGACGUCGAGAACGUGAGCUACGUGAACGAUCCACAGCACCGCUGGCCGUUGACGACGACUACACGGGUACUGCAGACAGCGAUGAGGAACGUUUCAGCAUCAAGAAAAGAGUGUUGAAGUCUCGAAUUGGUAAAUCGCUCUCAAGAUUGGGUGAACGACGGAAUUCGGAUGAUAUACGGAAGAAACGAUCGGUGGAGAAAGAAUGUCAUUCGGCGAUUGAUUUCUAUUCGACAGAAGAUACUGAAUGA
Molecule: messenger RNA, 279 nt
Organism: Anisakis simplex (herring worm)
Lineage: Eukaryota; Metazoa; Nematoda; Chromadorea; Rhabditida; Anisakidae
Source: the annotation of a GenBank genome assembly